Messenger RNA from Alexandromys fortis (reed vole), 1954 nucleotides. RefSeq names its product bactericidal permeability increasing protein (gene Bpi). The transcript is spliced from 14 exons. Gene Ontology annotation, molecular function: lipopolysaccharide binding. The coding region runs from base 42 to 1478 and encodes 478 amino acids. Gene Ontology annotation, biological process: negative regulation of tumor necrosis factor production; lipopolysaccharide-mediated signaling pathway; innate immune response. NCBI's taxonomy places the organism in Eukaryota, Metazoa, Chordata, Mammalia, Rodentia, Cricetidae. The record is from RefSeq and is a predicted model, not a curated record.
GUCCAGACUUAUUCUCAUGUUUAUUUCUGAAGCUCUGGCUGAUGCUGCCAUCUGGAUUCUCUUUCCCUCAAGGCACAUCGCCUGCGUUCCCGGCUGUAAGGCCAUCUGGCCUCAGUCCUCAGUCCUCACGGCGGAUUCUUUAUAGGUCUCAGAUUCCCUUCCGAGGCCUUGAGGUUUGGGCUGCCCUGGAGGACAUGGCCUGGGCCCCUGACAACGUGCGGAAAUGGUCAACCCUGGCGCUGCUGGCCCUCAUGGGCACAGCCCUGACAGCGGCCAUCAACCCUGGCUUCUCGGCCAUAAUCUCCCAGAAGGGUCUGGACUUCGCAUGCCAGGAGGGUGUGACCGAGCUGAAGAAGGAGCUAGAAAACAUCAAAGUUCCCAACUUCUCUGGAAUCUUCAAGACGAAGCAUCUAGGGAAAGGUUCCUAUGAGUUCUACAGUAUGACAGUGGACGGAUUUCACAUCCCUAAUUCCCGGAUCCGUCUGCUGCUCACGGACAGGCUCCAGUUGUCCAUCAAGGACGCCAGCAUCAAGAUCAGAGGGAGAUGGAAAUCAAAGAAGAACUUCCUCAAAGCCAGAGGCAAGUUUGAUCUGAGCCUCCAAGGCGUCUUCAUCUCCGCUGACCUGCAGCUAGGCAGGAGCCCCCCAGGCCGCCUCAGCGUGGAAUGUUCUGCCUGCAGCAGUCACAUUGACAGGGUUCAUAUCCAGAUCUCGGGCAGCAUGCUGGGGUGGCUGAUUCAGCUGUUCCACAAGAAAAUCGAGACUUCCCUGAGAAACAGCAUCAAUGAAAAGAUCUGCAGAAUUGUGACCAUCUCGGUGUCCACCAAGCUGCAGCCUUACAUCCAUACUCUUCCAGUGGUUGCCAGAGUGGAUGAAAUGGCCGCAAUUGACUACAGUUUGCUGACUCUUAGAACCACAGUUGAGUUCCUGGAAGGGCAGCUAAAGGGGGAGUUUUUCUGGAGGAGACACCACGACCCACUCCCUAUUACCCCACCAGCAAUGAGCUUCUCCCCCAACAAGAGCUACAUGGUACAACUGGGCAUCUCCGACUACUUCUUUAACACUGCCGGGUUGGCAUAUCAAGAGUCUGGAAUUUUGCAAAUGACCCUGAGGGACCAGAUGUUGCCAAAGGAUUCCAAAUUCCGACUGAAUACUGAGUUCUUUGGGACCUUCCUGCCCAAGGUGGCCUUGAAGUUCCCCAGCACAGAGGUGCAGUUGCUGAUCUCCGUUUCCUCGCCUCCACGCCUGAGCAUCCAGCCCUCAGGCCUCUUACUCGACCCUGCCCUGGAGACCCAGGCCUUUGCUGUGCUCCCCAACUCCUCCCUGAUCCCUCUUUUCCUGGUUCACAUGAACACAACUGCCUCUUUGGAAGUGGACGCUGAAGCAGACAGGCUUGUUGGAGAGAUGAAGCUGGAAAAGCUGACGCUAGAACUGAAGCAGUCUGACUUCGGCUCCUUUAAGAACACAUAUGCAGCCUGAGCGCCGGGAACCCGCACUUCUGCAAACCCAAGCGGUGAAACUCAUUUGUGUUUCUACCAUUCGGCUCCCGAUUCAGAACACAGCCUUCCUGGCUUUUCAGGAGGCCUCUUUAAUUAAAAUUCAGAAUUCCCUGGUCCCCAGAACCUCCCUUUCCUGCCUCACACUUUGGUUACAUUCCUACAAUAUCCUGUUUAAUGGUUCCCUACUAUUGCUUGGUGUCAAAUUGUGCCACACCCCCAAGUGAGUGCCCUGCUGUUGCACUUGGUAGUUUUGCUGGUUUAUUAUUUGUGUUAAAUUGUCUUGUGGAAGAAUCUUGCUUCUCAGGUUUUGCUUUUACUCCAUGUUAUUGCCUGCUCCCCGGCCCCCAACAGGAGGGAUGUAUGAAGUCUGUUACUGCCUAAAAAACACACAUUUGAAAUAAAGGUCUGCCUUCCUUCCUUCCUUCCUUCCUUCCUUCCUUCCUUCCUUCCUUCCUU